Messenger RNA from Neopelma chrysocephalum (saffron-crested tyrant-manakin), 3484 nucleotides. RefSeq names its product calmegin (gene CLGN). Gene Ontology annotation, molecular function: calcium ion binding. Bases 530 to 2461 code for a protein of 643 amino acids. Gene Ontology annotation, cellular component: endoplasmic reticulum; endoplasmic reticulum membrane. Gene Ontology annotation, biological process: protein folding. The record is from RefSeq and is a predicted model, not a curated record. Lineage: Eukaryota; Metazoa; Chordata; Aves; Passeriformes; Pipridae. The transcript has 18 exons.
CGCGCGUGCGCGGCCGGGGAUGCGCCGGGAACAUCGGCCCGGCCCCGCUCCUGUUCCCCGCUCCCCAUCCUGAUCCCGCCGCCGGUGACCGCCCGCCGCGGAUCGGAGGACGCCGGGAGCGCCGGUAACCGCCCGCCGCGGGGCUAGGAGCGCCGGCAGCGCCCGGGGAGAGAGAGUGGCGUCGCGGUGCGUCGCGGUGCUUGGUUUUAGCAGCAAAACACCUCGAGCAGGCACCUUCAGGAGCACAGCAUUGCAGCGAGAGUAGCUGCUGAGUUACAUACUGGGCACCCAGUCCAGUACGGUGUGUUUGACACUUCGGCGAACAAGGGAGGGAAGUACGGCUUUCACACCAAAUAAAGGGGAAAAUAAAAAGCUGUGAAGAAGUAAGAGAUCUAAUUGAAGACUGAAUGAAAUUCGGAUAAAGUCCUAGGCUAGGACCAGGAAGUAGUGAUAAGACUUGGUGUGAACGAAGUGAAAGCAUCAGGAGUUUUGGAAGGGAGCUGUGUAGAAAGUUCUUCAGAUAACCAAGAUGCGCUUCCAGUGGGACUGGCUGUGCUUGGGUGUCCUGCUAAUUAGCUCAGUGACUGCAGAAAUUGAAAAUGAAGAAAAUCUGGAUGCAGAUGUUGAAGUGGAGGAUUUUGACAUGCAGUCCCAAGAAACUGAAGUUGACAGAGAUAAACCUUCCAUAGAGGUUGUGUACCAGACUCCAAAGCCAACCGGGGAAGUGUAUUUUACAGAAACCUUUGAUGGAGGAUUGUCUGGGUGGGUAUUGUCUAAAACUAAGAAAGAAGACAUAGAUGAUAACAUUGCUAAAUAUGAUGGAAGAUGGGAAGUAGAAGAGCUGAAAGAAAACACAGUGCCUGGAGACAGAGGAUUAGUGUUAAAAUCAGUGGCAAAGCAUCAUGCAAUAUCGGCAAUGCUAACAAAACCAUUUAUUUUCGAUGAUAAACCUUUGAUUGUUCAGUACGAAGUGAAUUUUCAAAAAGGCAUUGACUGUGGGGGUGCAUAUAUUAAACUUCUCUCUAGUAGUGAUGACUUGAAUCUGGAAUACUUUUUUGACAGAACACCUUACACUAUUAUGUUUGGACCAGAUAAAUGUGGAGAAGAUUACAAACUACACUUUAUCUUCAGACAUAAGAAUCCCAAAACUGGAGAAUAUGAUGAAAAGCAUGCUGAACGUCCUGACGUGGAUCUAAAAAAGUUCUACUUGGACAAGAAGACACAUCUAUAUACUCUUGUGCUAAAACCAGAUGAUACAUUUGAAAUGUUAAUCGACCAAACAGUUGUCAGUAAAGGAAGUCUUCUUGAGAAUAUGGUUCCUCCAGUAAACCCUUCCAAAGAAAUAGAGGAUCCUAGUGAUAAGAAGCCUGAUGAUUGGGAUGAGAGACCAAAAAUACCUGAUCCAAAUGCUGUCAAACCAGAUGACUGGGAUGAAGACGAACCUUCCAAAAUAGAAGAUCCUGAUGCUGUUAAACCUGAGGGAUGGCUUGAUGAUGAACCAGAAUAUGUUCCAGACCCUAAUGCAAAAAAACCAAAGGACUGGGAUGAAGAAAUGGAUGGGGAGUGGGAAGCCCCCCAGAUCCCUAAUCCGAAGUGUGAGACUGCACCUGGUUGUGGACAGUGGGUGCGUCCCAUGAAGAACAACCCAAAGUAUAAAGGAAAAUGGAGAGCACCUAUGAUAGAUAAUCCUAACUAUCAGGGAAUCUGGAGCCCUCGGAAAAUACCAAACCCAGACUAUUUUGAAGAUCUUCACCCAUUCAAGAUGACCACUGUCAGUGCUAUUGGUUUAGAACUGUGGUCUAUGACAUCUGAUAUUUACUUCGAUAACUUCAUCAUCUGUUCAGAAAAAGAAGUAGCAGAUCAUUGGGCAGCAGAUGGCUGGGGCUUGAAGAAAUUAGUAGCAAGUGCUAAUGAGCCUGGUAUGUUUAGUCAACUGCUGACUGCUGCAGAAGACCACCCAUGGCUCUGGGUUCUUUACAUCUUGACUUUAGCUCUCCCUGUUGGUCUAGGUGUAUUGUUCUGCUGGCCAGCAAAGAAAACAGAUGAAUAUGACUUCAAAAAAACUGAUGUAUCUAAGCCAAAUAGAAAAGGGGAAUUAAAACAAGAGAGAGAAGAGUUCGAAGAUGAUGAAAUAGAUGAAGAAAAAGAAAAUGAAGAUACGGCUGAGGAUGAGAGAAGAGAAAUGAAGGAGAUGAAAAGCAAAUUUUUGAAGGAUACAAAGAAGAUGGGAAGGGAGGUUCGUCUUUCAGAAGACGAGGGUGAAGGUGGUGAAGAUAUCGAUGAUGAUGAAGAAGAAAAUGAAGUUGCAGAUGAGGAAGAAAAUGAAGUUGCAGAUGCAAGACAAGAAGAAGGUGGUAUGUCAAAUAAAUCUGAUUCAGAAAAUGAGAAGAAAGAAGCUGAUGAGGGUACAGGAGAUAAUCCGCUGAGAUCAGUGCGCAAAAGAAGAGUACGAAAGGACUGAGUUAUUUCCAGCUGGUAUUUGCAGGUCUAGAUAACAGUAGCUUCUGGUGUGCUACUCCAGUGGGCCUGACAGCAUGCAAGUUCCUGAGCUUUAAAGGAAAAAGGGGAACUCACUGCUACUUAACCUCCUGCUUUAAUCCUCUGACCUCUUUAACCAUCCUGAACUUCCUCGGUUCCCUGUUUUUUUAAGGAGAAAUACUAUCUGUGAGGAGUUAGCACGUGUUUCCAACUGAAAAUAAAAGUGAAAUUACAAGUUGGCCAACUGAUUUUUAGGUGAAGAUUCUUAAGAUUUGAAGUUUCUAAGAAAAUUAGUAUUAGUUGGAGAUAAACUUGCUCUAAAUAUUUUUUUAAAUGAAUAAAUUAUAAUACUUUUGCAGCUCUAGCACAAAAUUAGCUGUUUACAGUUUUCAGCUAAAAGAGGAUGACAGUGUAGAUGUAGCAUCUAUAGCAGUUCUCAUUGCUAUGAGAAAAGAUAUUUUUUUCUGUGCAGAGCUAAAUGCAAUAAUUGUUUUUGUAUAAUGAUUUUGUGCUAGCAACAAUUUUUAUUGUAAAUUAUUUAUUUUAGUUGAUCUUGUUACAUGGGUGGUCACCUGUUCACUUUAGGCAUUGGUUACAGUAAUUUAUUUUUAAGAGAUAUUUUAAAAUAGAAUACUCAUAGAACAAGUGGUAAUUGAUGUGACUUGUUUUACUUUUGAAUGCAGAUAUCGGAUCUGCAGAAGUGAUAUACAGAUGAUUUUUUCAAACUUUUAUAGUUCUCAUGUUCCAAGCCAGAGUGGUAUAACCUCUGUUUAUAGAAUAUUUGCUAAGUGUAUAUUGCCACCUAAAAAUAUUUAAUAAUUCUUCCUUAAUAUGAAAUUUAUUAAUAUAGGUAAGAAUUUUUGAUGGUUAAGUUUUUUAAAGAUGUGAGUAACUUGGGCAUUCUCAUAAUGUAGUUGAAAUAAACUGCAUAUUGUAAAAGAAACUUUGUUUUGUUAAAGUUCAGCUGUAUAUUAAAAAAAACCAAUAAAAUUUCAGUCACCAGAAA